Molecule: messenger RNA, 1164 nt
Organism: Raphanus sativus (radish)
Lineage: Eukaryota; Viridiplantae; Streptophyta; Magnoliopsida; Brassicales; Brassicaceae
Product: coatomer subunit epsilon-1
Exons: 7
Coding region: 110-994 (294 amino acids)
Biological process (GO): retrograde vesicle-mediated transport, Golgi to endoplasmic reticulum; endoplasmic reticulum to Golgi vesicle-mediated transport; intra-Golgi vesicle-mediated transport
Cellular component (GO): COPI vesicle coat
Molecular function (GO): structural molecule activity; protein binding
Source: RefSeq, a predicted model, not a curated record
UGUAUGGGGUCUUUAUGCAAAACUGAUUAAAGUUGCACUAUCAGUUUUCUUUCUCUGUUUUUGGAGUUAGACGCAGAUCUGUGAGAUCUAGAGGAAGAAGACGAGCAGAAUGGCAUCCAUGGCGGCAGGACCAGAUCACCUCUUUAAUCUGAGAAACAGUUUUUACCUAGGUGCGUAUCAAGCGGCGAUCAACAACAGCGAGAUCCCUAAUCUCUCGCAGGAAGAUAUCAUCGAGCGUGAUUGCCUCGUCCACCGCGCUUACAUCGCUCUUGGUAGCUACCAGCUUGUCAUCAAUGAGAUCGACGAAGCGUCGGCUACUCCUCUUCAAGCAGUGAAGCUCCUCGCUAUGUAUCUAUCGAGCCCUGAGAAUAAGGAAUCAACGAUUGCUAGCUUGAGGGAAUGGUUGGCAGAUCCAACUGCUGGAAACAAUGCUACUGUUAGGUUGAUUGCUGGUACUAUCUUCAUGCAUGAGGAAGACUAUAGCGAGGCUCUCAAGCACACUCAUUCUGGAGGAACUAUGGACCUACAUGCUUUGAAUGUCCAGAUAUUCAUAAAGAUGCACAGGUCAGAUUAUGCUGAGAAACAGCUGAGAGUGAUGCAACAGUUUGAUGAAGACCACACACUCACUCAACUCGCCAGUGCAUGGUUGAACCUGGCAGUAGGGGGUUCCAAGAUACAAGAAGCUUAUCUAAUCUUCCAGGAUUUCUCUGAGAAGUACCCAAUGACAAGCUUGAUCUUGAACAGCAAGGCGGUUUGUUGCAUGCAUAUGGGUAACUUUGAAGAAGCUGAGACUCUUCUGCUUGAAGCACUCAAUAAGGAUGCGAAAGACCCAGAAACUCUUGCAAACUUAGUUGUGUGCAGUAUUCAUGUGGUGAAACAAUCAUCAUCACGUUACCUAAGCCAGCUGAAACUGUCGCAUCCAGAGCAUGUACUUGUGAAGCGAGCAGCCUCUGCUGAAGAUAACUUCGAGAGAGCGCUUCAAUCUUUAGCCUGAAAACCCAAAAUCCAUGGUUCACUGCUAAAACAAUGCAUAAGGACUCUUUGUCUCACCUGGAGUCGUUGCUUUUAUAAUCUAUCAGAAUGAACAUCUUAUUCUUACAACCCUAUCGUGAAACUAGUGUAUGAAUGUUUUUCUUUUCAUUGGACAUGUAGCAUUUUCUUUGA